ACGGCCUGGAGAACAAUGAGUGAUUCCAGCCUUGUGGCUGCUCAACGGUUAACUGAGGUGAUCGAAAUCAAUCACCAGUGGAAUGAGCAAUACUGCAGACUUGAAAGAGAUAGCAACCGAAUUAUUCAACAACUUGAUAUGAAAUUGAAGGACUCUGAACGUGAACUGCAGGCAGUAAAACAGCAACUAGCACAAGCAAACAGACUGACAGAUGAGAAUCGUGUGCCACAGGCACAACAUGAAGCUGUUAUUGGGAAACUGGAAUAUCUGCAGGCAAAUUAUCAGACUGCUUUGGAGACAAUUGACCAGUUGAGGUCGGACAAUAAAAGACUAAGUGAAGAAACAAGAUAUGACGAACGCAGAAGAACGGAAAGAGGGAGGGAUUCUGAGCAGGCAAGACUUCUACAACAUCAGCUUGGUGUGAUGAGACAAGAUCUUGCACAAGAACAAAGGGCCAAGGAAAGACUUGAAACGGAGCGUGGUAGACUACUAGAUGAGAAACACCAGCUGCAGGAUGAGAAUUUUGCCCUCAGACAGCAACUUGAGCAGUAUAACGCACACUACAGACGUGGCGGCCACUCCUGAGUAACAAUAGAUGGCAUGGCGCAAUGCUAUGGAAUGUGUGGGUGAUUCAAACAUGAAUAACGUGACUGUACAGUCUAUUGUAAGAACAGCCUAUGCCCACUGAGUCAUCAAUCUCCUACGAUUGUAAUGUCAGAUUGUGUAGUAAUUUAGUAAUUUAGUAAUCAUAUGUUUUCUCAUCGUUUUGUUAAAUACAAAUUGUAGAAAUUGUUUCAAA
Corticium candelabrum is the source of this 799-nucleotide messenger RNA. RefSeq lists its product as uncharacterized. The transcript has 4 exons. The coding region runs from base 16 to 585 and encodes 189 amino acids. The record is from RefSeq and is a predicted model, not a curated record. NCBI's taxonomy places the organism in Eukaryota, Metazoa, Porifera, Homoscleromorpha, Homosclerophorida, Plakinidae.